Molecule: messenger RNA, 3883 nt
Organism: Scylla paramamosain (green mud crab)
Lineage: Eukaryota; Metazoa; Arthropoda; Malacostraca; Decapoda; Portunidae
Product: cell surface glycoprotein 1-like
Exons: 9
Coding region: 539-3073 (844 amino acids)
Source: RefSeq, a predicted model, not a curated record
CAGUGGUGGCGGUGGUGGUGGUGGUGUGAAGUACUGAAUAAAAAGUACUGGUCAUGUGAGGAAAGGUAGAGGAAUUACCUUGAUCGAAAAUUCAUUGCUGUUUUUUCAGUCAUCCAAGCUGUGACGCUUCCUUCCUCUGCGACUCAAACUGACGUGUUUUUGUUUGUUAAGCGAUGGCAAACAGGCGGUGCAUAGCCUUCCAGUGACACGCCACCACCACCACCACCACGCCUCCUAGCCCACGGAAGAGGCACUUAGGAGGACUACCGCAACAGAAUAUCGCCGCCCCGCUCUGGACAAGCUACUGACUUUGCAAAUGAUUUCGUUUAAUUAUUUGUGUGUUUGCGAAUUUCAAAUGGUUGCGGUUCAGGGCUGCGGAAGGCGAUGUUCAGUCUGUAGAUGUGCUAUGAAUCUUUUGCCGAAUGACUUAGCUGUUAUGGCGCCGAAUAUUGUCACUCACUUUUGUUGUGGCGAGCGCUGAUAAACUGCACUGCCUUCCUUUCGUCAGUGUUCGUCCGGUAGGUUGCAGUGAGUGAGCAUGACGUCCCUACGAGCAACGCCCUCAGCACCACAAGGAGGUGGAGGAGGAGGAGGAGGAGGCGGAGGCAUGAAGCACCAGUCCUCGGCCGUGCUGAGUGAGGAGGCCAACUCUAAAAUAUUCUCUCUCCUGCCCCCGAAAUCUCAGGUGAAGGCGGCGGGCGUGGUGGCGGUGUUCGAAGCAGAUCCGCCCACGUACGGGGACUGGCGGCCUCUCCUGACGGGCGUCGCCACUCUCACCAAGGAUCGCGCCAGAAAAUGCUACUUCAUUCAGUUGUUUGACAUGGUGGCGUGGGAGUUGGUGCGCGAGGAUGUGAUCAAGCGGGAUUCUACAUAUCACUUCUCCACGACGCUCUUCCACCAGUUCCAAGUUGAGAACGUCAUGAUUGGACUGCGGUUCGCGUGGGAAGGGGACGCCCGCACCUUUGCUAGCGUCGUGCAUGACAUAGUGUCUGGCCAGGCCACCACCAAGGGCGAGGAAGGGCCAUCUUCUCCCGACAAGCAGCCCACCUCCCCGAUCACGCGAGUCAUACAGCAACAGACAAACGGAACGGAGGGAGCAAGACACAGGAAGGAACAAGUAUACAUCCCCUCAGAAACAACGGAGGGGUCACAGACAUCGAAACCUUCAGCACUACAGCCCCGCAAACAGGCACCACCGCCUCCUAAGCAACCCCCACCGUGUCCCAAGCAGCCGCCACAGAAAGGGAAAGGGAAAGACACGCAGGAGGAAACACAAGAACGCCAGACACAACAGAAAACGGAGACGCCACGAGCACAGCAGGAGGCGAGGAGACACCAGAGGCCAGCCGCAGCUUCGCCUACUCCGCCACAACAACAAGGCGUGGAUCAGGUCGCCCAGCUAGGAUUCGCUGGAAUGGCGCUGACAUCCCCCGCUGACAAGGCUGCCGCAACACUUGACAGGCGGCGAGCAGGGAAGAAAAUCACGAAGGAUAUGAUUGGUCAGCCUACGGACUUCCGCCACGUGUAUCAUGUUGGCUUUGACCCAGGCCCAUCGCCCUCUCCCGGCCUCGCGAGUGAAGAGCAACAGAGGCGUGUCCUACCACCCGCCGUGCCCGCCCCGCCACCCCCAUCCCUCAACCACGCCCCCGCCCACGCCCUCUCCACCCGCACAUUGUCCCGCAAUCUCUCCAAGCCUGGGGAGAAACCGCCCCCUCCCCCAUCCAGCCCCGUCACCAAGGCACCUCCCUCCCACCCUCCUGCCCAGCCGUCCCCCUCCCCAACCCCUACCGAGUCCCAGCCUCCUCCUUCCCCUACCAAACCCUCCCCUCCCCCAGCCUCUAUCACUCCUCCACCUCCACCAACUCCCACCACCCCUCCCCCUAUCUUACCUACCCAGCCUCAUCCUGUCCCUGUCAUCCCUACCCAGUCUCCUCCUCUCCCUCCUCCUCCUACUCCUCCUCCUACCCCCCUCACUCCCGAAUCUCCUCCUUCUCCUCCUUCCUCUCCUAGUCCUCCAGAUUCCUCCAUUCCUACAUCUCGUCCAGAUCCUUCGCCUUCUCCUCCUCCUUCAGUUUCCUCUUCCCCUGUUUCAGAAAAUGAUGACCUCUCUCUCUCUCCUACUAAUACGCUCACCACCACUUCGCCUCCACCUCAAGAUUUAGUCUCCCCCACCACACCUACCACAUCACCACUACCACAACCAGCAACAACAACCACAGCCACCAGUAGCGAUGACAGGACCCCAGUCACCCCUCCUACCACCACAAUCACCUCCACCGCCACCCCCAUCAGCGACACGCCCUCCCCUACCCCUGACGCGGAGGCGGGUGAAGUGGCGACUGAAAGAUACGAAUCCCUAAGCUCGGAACUCGAACGUGUGACUCAGAAUCACGAGAACCAAGAAGGCGUAGAUACAGAGAGAGAACCUUCAGUAGAACCUGUUACUUGUGUUGGUUCGCCUUCUCCUCCUCCUUCUCCUCCUCCUGACGUUCCAAAUGAUCCUGUUCCUUCUCCUCCUCCUUCUAUUACUUUUCCUUCUUCUUCUUCUUCCACUUCUUCUUCUUCCAGUGAUGAGGAUAAUUGUGGAAGUGAGGGAGGUGAGAAUAAUUCAUCCACUCCCUCACCCACAUCUUCAUCCACACUCACAGACACACACACACGCCCAGACACAGCCGCAGACCCACAGAUAGACACAAACACACCCACAAAUACAGCCACACUCACGGACACGCCCACAGAUACACCCACACCACCUACACCCCAACCCACACUCACAGACACACUCACAGACACACCCACACCUCAACCUGCACCCACAGAUACACCCACACCACCCACACCCCAACCCACACCCACAGAUACACCCACAUCACCCACACCACCCACACCCACAUCACCCACACCAGUAGUCUUACCCAUUCCACCUCCUCCACCAAGACAGAGGAGGAAGAGAGAUUCCAUUCCUUCCAUCAUUCCACGUCCUUCCUCCUCCUCCUCCUCCACCUCUGAUCCACCUCCGUCUCCUCCUCCUCCCUCCUUCGCCCCUCCCGUCUUUGUUCCACCGCGUAAGUAGAUAAGUCAGUAGUUCUCUCUCUCUCUCUCUCUCUCUCUCUCUCUCUCUCUCUCUCUCUCUCUCUCUCUCUCGUCAUUUCGUUUACCUAUUUAUUGGAUUUUUUUUUGUUAUUGAUAUGAAGGUGAUAUAAUUUGGGAGGUUAUUGAUGAUUGUGAUGCAUAGAAUAGUGAUUGUAUAGUGGCAGUACGCUAUUCGAAUUCGUGUGUGUGUGUGUGUGUGUGUGUGUUAUCACCAUAAUCUAUAUUUACCUGUAUCUCAUUAUUUCAGACCAAUGCGCUUUAAUUAUUAUCCCGCUGUAUAUUAUUUUAUUUAUUGAUUUUAUUUAUUAAUUUUUUUUGCUGUUAAUAUAUCCACGGUGGUGUUGAAUACCCUUUACGUGGGGGAAGAAAGGGGGGUGGGGGGUGAUGGCUCUCUCCCCUUCCUGCAGUGUCACCGGUGAUUUACUCUCGCAACUGCCUAAUUUGUCGUAACUGACCGUCAUGGCACCUCAGUUUGUGUAAGUGCUCUUGGUGGGUUUAGAUUAUAAUUUGAAAUAACACAGAAAUUAUCGAAUAUUCAGUGGUGUGUGUGUGUGUUUGUGUUUCUCUCUCUCUCUCUGUGAUGAAGUGACGGGAUUUUAAGAGUGUUUUUACGGUUCCAGUGACAAACAAGAUUUCUAUAUCAAAAGGAGAAACACUCUUAAGAACCUGGCUGGUCAUCACUGUGGCCUUUGAAAGUAGUUGUUGUGAGAAAGUAAAGCUUUUCUGAAUACGACCUCGAGUUAUCACGAGUCUGCCGAAGUGUAAAUUGUAAAUAAAGAGAAAUCGAGUU